UGGGGUUAGGGUUCGGGCAAUUAAUCAAUGUCCCGCGCGAAUGCCAGUCAGCAGUCAACCUGCCAAUAUAUUGUGGAAGCAGCGGAGGCAAUGCGCUCAAGAUGUGACUUCGCUGACGACGCUUCUGACGGCUCCUCCACCAGUCAUCGCCUCUCAUUGCGACUGUCAAGGUGUUCUUCCUCACCAGCUCCCCAAUAUGGCGUCUCCGACGUCCAACGGGGUGAAUGGCAUCCUCAAGAAGAAGAAAAAGCAGAUUCUCCUCAAUGCGUUCGACAUGUCAACCAUCGGCCACAUGUGCCCAGGACAAUGGAAAGACCCUUCAGACCGAAGCACAACGAAGCUCAGCCUGGAAUACUGGAUUCAUCUUGCAAAAGUGCUCGAGGCCGGCGACAUCAACGCACUGUUCUUGGCCGAUAGUUUCGGCGGAUAUGACACCUACGAGGGCAAACUGGACAACUGCAUCCGGCGCGCCGCCCAAUGGCCAUUGACAGACCCCACGACCCCGAUAUCUGCCAUGGCUGCCGUGACGAAGAACCUGUCCUUCGCAGUGACGGCGACGACUUCUUUUGAACAACCAUUCGUCCUUGCAAAGCGCUUUGCGACUCUUGACCAUCUCACGAAUGGACGGUUCGGAUGGAACAUCGUGACGGGAUACAAAAAGGCGGCUUUCAAGGCUAUUGGCUUUGACACCUCGGUCGAUCACGACGAGCGCUAUGCCCAGGCCGAGGAAUACAUGCAAGUGCUGUACAAACUCUGGGAAGGCUCUUGGAGCGACAACGCUGUAAUCGCCGAUGCAAAAAGUGAUACCUACUUCGACCCCGAAGCGAUCCGGCAUGUCAGCCACAAGGGCAGGUAUUACAAUCUCGAAACCAAGUUCCUCGUGCCACCCUCCCGUCAACGAACUCCAUUCUUAUUCCAAGCGGGAGCUUCGUCCGCGGGAUCGGCUUUUGCAGCGAGGCAUGCAGAAGGCAUCUUCGUUGCUGGACACAGCCCAUCGGUGCUCGCGCCCAAGAUUGCAAAUAUCAGAAAACUAGCCGCAAAAGAAGGGAGGGAUGGAACAUCUAUCAAAGUCUUCGCGACAAUGACUCCCGUCAUUGGCAAGACAAAAGAAGAAGCGAUGGCGAAAUUCGCAAAAGCCAAGGAGUACGCGUCUGUCAUUGGAAGCCUGGUGCUUUUCUCCGGCUGGACAGGCAUUGACAUCUCCAAGAUCCCCCUUGACCAGGAGCUCAAGGAAUCAGAUUCCACAGAGGCUGGGCGGAUUGGCGCAAUGAUGUCUGCGUUCACCACGGCUAGUGAAGACAUUCCCAAAUGGACACCGCGAGUCGUGGCCGAAAGAGUCUCGCUUGGAGGCCUUGGACCCGUUUGCGUUGGUACCCCGGAUGUCGUGGCGGCAGAGAUGCAGCGAUGGGUGGAGGAAGCUGAUCUGGAUGGUUUCAACCUCGCGUACGUCACAACUCCUGGCACCUUUGAAGACGUGGUCGAGCUUCUCGUCCCCGAAUUGAGGCGCAGGGGGAUAUAUGCAGAAAAGCGGGCCGCUUCACAACCUGCUCUGACUGCUCGGGAGAAAGUGUGCGGCAAGGGCCAGGCGAGAUUGAGAGACGACCACGUGGGCAGCAGGUUCAAGUACGAGGUCGAGCGUGAUCGGAUCAAGAUGCAACUUGCUACAUCUUCCAAGUACGAUUUCGAAUGCGAUCCAGUCAAGAUGCAGCUGGGUUAGUGAUGACUAGUCGCGGAGAUAAGAGACAAGUAUAUCUUGCAGUGAGUCGAAAUAUGCCUUUUGCACGACGCAGCCUUGCUC
Neohortaea acidophila is the source of this 1798-nucleotide messenger RNA. Its product is annotated as HK97 family phage prohead protease. NCBI's taxonomy places the organism in Eukaryota, Fungi, Ascomycota, Dothideomycetes, Mycosphaerellales, Teratosphaeriaceae. Bases 41 to 1717 code for a protein of 558 amino acids. The transcript is spliced from 2 exons. The record is from RefSeq and is a predicted model, not a curated record. Gene Ontology annotation, molecular function: monooxygenase activity; oxidoreductase activity, acting on paired donors, with incorporation or reduction of molecular oxygen.